Cynara cardunculus var. scolymus (artichoke) is the source of this 1542-nucleotide messenger RNA. Its product is annotated as transcription factor MYC2-like. The transcript has 2 exons. Gene Ontology annotation, cellular component: nucleus. Gene Ontology annotation, biological process: regulation of DNA-templated transcription. Lineage: Eukaryota; Viridiplantae; Streptophyta; Magnoliopsida; Asterales; Asteraceae. The coding region runs from base 1 to 1542 and encodes 513 amino acids. Gene Ontology annotation, molecular function: transcription cis-regulatory region binding; DNA-binding transcription factor activity; protein dimerization activity. The record is from RefSeq and is a predicted model, not a curated record.
AUGGAUGAUCUUAUUGUCUCCCCAUCUUCAUCUUCUUCCAUCGUUUCUUUUCCCAAAACUACAAUCCCUCCCCCUUCUGAUCAUACCCUACAGCAAAAGCUCCAACACCUCCUUCAAAGCCAGCCUCAACCAUGGGCAUACGCCAUUUUCUGGCAGACCUUCAACGACGACUCCAAUGGCUGUGUCUCCUUGUCCUGGGGAGACGGUCAUCUCCAAAGCAACAACGACCUUCCAAUCACCACCUUGCCCUCGACCUCUGGGGGUUCCGCCACCUUUCUCUCCGAUUUGGAACCUGACAGCAGGAAGUCUUUAAUCAGAGAAAUCCAGGCCCUCCUUGGACCAGACAACCGCGCCGACGCCGAAUGGUUCUAUGUCAUCUCUUUAACCAGGUCAUUUACCCCCGGAGACGGAUCGGUUCCAGGUACGGCUUUYGGUUCAAACACUUUGAUCUGGUUAAGUGGGGUGGAUCAGCUCCGUUCUUUUAACUGUGAGAGAGCUAAAGAAGCUCGGAUCCACGGGCUAGAGACCCUGGUUUGCAUCCCGACACCAAAUGGUGUUUUAGAAAUAGGUUCACAUCAUGUCAUCGAGGAGUCGUGGAAUUUGGCUCAUCAGGCUCAGUCAGUCUUUGGUGGGGUUUCUUCUUCUUUGAACAACCUUAAUGACGAUCAUCACAAUAUUAUUUCUUUUGCUGAUAUGAUGUUUAUGGCUGGCGGGCUGCAAGAGGAGGGUAUGAACACGAUAGAUUUUGAAUCAACAACACCCGAUAACCAGAUGUCCAAGAACGUUGAAAAAUUAUACAUAAACAAGAGCAACACUACUGCUGCUACGACCAUGAAUACCUAUGCGGAAACUGCAUCGGAGCAUUCCGAUUCUGACUGCCAGCUGGUUCUUGCCACGACAGAGAGGCGGAUACAGAAGAAAAAAGGAAAGAAGCCAGGUGGUCGGGAUCCUCCUGUUAACCACGUGGAGGCAGAAAGGCAACGGCGUGAGAAGCUCAACCAACGUUUCUACGCCCUGCGCUCCGUCGUCCCAAACGUGUCUAGAAUGGAUAAGGCGUCCCUCCUGGCAGAUGCUGUCUGCUAUAUCAACGAACUGAAAGCAAAAGUUGAGUAUCUGGAAUCUCAGUUGCAUUCUCGCAUCAACCACCAAGGGAAAACCAAGAAAAUGAAGGUGGAAGUGGCUGAUACUGCGGACAACCCCCUGCAAACCAGCGACACUUAUAGUUUGUAUCAAUCUCGGGUGUCGACAAAACCUAUAUUAAAGAUUAAUAACAAGGCCACGAUCAAGAAUAAUAUCAGUGGUUUUGGUGAAGUGGAAGUGAAAAUCGUGGGUGAGGACGCAAUGAUAAGGGUGCAGUCAGGGAAUGCGAACUUGCCCCCGGCGAAACUGAUGGAUGCUCUGAGAGAAAUGAAGGCACAGAUCCAGCAUGCAAGCAUGUCGUGUGUGAAUGAGAUAAUGCUGCAAGACGUUGUGGUUAGGAUCCCAGGUGCCAUAGACGAAGAUGAACUCAAAACCGAUCUCAUUAGGAGAUUAGACCGCUAG